Messenger RNA from Triticum aestivum (bread wheat), 3750 nucleotides. RefSeq lists its product as uncharacterized. Lineage: Eukaryota; Viridiplantae; Streptophyta; Magnoliopsida; Poales; Poaceae. The transcript has 2 exons. Gene Ontology annotation, molecular function: zinc ion binding; nucleic acid binding. The coding region runs from base 1614 to 3155 and encodes 513 amino acids. The record is from RefSeq and is a predicted model, not a curated record.
GCGACGGCGACCCUCCCCCACCCUAGAUCCGCGGCGCCGCUCGCCUCACCACAGCCCCCUGCCUCCCACACCGCUCCUGUAGCCACCAUACGCCCUCUCGCGACGUUGUUUCCCUCCGGAUCCCAUGGAUCACCUGGAUCCCGACAUCCCACGACCGUCCGUUGCCGCGCGUAUCACGCGGCCGCCGCCGCCGUUGAGCGAGACUCACCUCUCCCUCAGAGGAGAUCCGCUGCUUUGGUCUCACAGGGAGGUGGCGCUGGAGGAUUUGCCGGAUUUGCGCUCGCGGUGGUGGGAUCCGCGGGCGAAUCGGAUCUGGGGGGCGGUCCAGUGAUCGGAGAGGUGCUUGAAGGAAUUGCGUCGGGCGAGGCAGAACGCAGAAGUCCAGCUCGAUCUCCGCGCAGAGUGGCUACGAGAUGUCCAGAUCUGGCAGCGCAGGCUCGAGUUCGAGUUUGGGCUCAUGGCAGAAAUCAUCUUCACCGAAUCCACGUCGGAGGAGUGGGCGCGCAUGCCUACGCCAUGGCGCCCGCAGCCUCUGCAAUUGAUCAAGUGGGCAUUGGCCGAAGCACGCUCUGGAAAUCCACUGCAAAAGCAACGAUGGGGCUGUAUGCUGAACAAGGUAACUUGUCCGCCAUCCCCACCCUCAAAUCGGUAACAAGUUUUGGGAAUGAGAGAUCAGAGGCACAAUGUUGCACGAGCAAAGCAACUGUAGAUAUGCAGAUGGGACAGUGGCCCGUGAUUGAUUUGGAAUCAGUGCUGGAAAAUCUGGAAUUUUGUGAAGGAUGGCCACAUCUGGCGCUUGAAAUUGUGUUUGUGCACUCGAACCGGACCAGUGAACACACAAAUCUAAUGCUUGGUUUGGCCUCUGCAUAUCAUCUGGGUCACGCUUGCUGCCAUGGCCUCAUCCCCCGAUCUGGUGGAGGAAAAUUGAAUCAGGCGAGAGUAGAGGUUGCUGUCACAAUACAGAUUACAACUCCAGCGAGAUUUGAGAAUUCCAGCUGUGGGAAGAGACAAUUAUCAGAAGCUGGUGUUGAGAAUCAUCGUAGCUGCCACCGAAGAGGAACUCCGAGUUCAGUUGCAUGGGAGGAACAUGUAUGCGGAGGAGAUGAUUGCCUGGGCGCGUUCACUGCUGCAAUCAAUACACCUAUUUUAGAGAGCGCGUUAGAAGGCCUUAUGGGAAAUCCAGCAUUGGGCUCCGUAGCAAUGAGAUGCUUGCCUCCUGCACCUCAGGGAUCUAGCUCAUGCGCGACACUGCAGUUGAUCAUGGGCGACAUCGGUGGUGUCAGUUUCUUUCAGAGUUGCAAGGGUGCUAGAGUUCGAGCGUAGAAAAAUCAGUUAACAGCGAGGCAGUCCAGGUGGACGAUGAGGUCACGACGCACUUCGCCCAACUUUGGAGCCCAUCGAAGCGAUGUGCGGAUAAAGCUAGGGUUAGGAGGCUACUUCAAGACCUCCCCUCCACACAACACCCCACUAGCCCCUCCCUCACCGCCGCCACCACUGUAGAUUCAAUAGCCGUGGAUUCCAACCGUGGGAGAGGCCGAGGAAAGAACAUGCAGGGGCAGGGAGAUGGUGACCAACAAAACUAGAAGCAGCAGUGGACAGAUCAACCCCUGCAGAUGGCACAAGCGCUGCCCCCCUUUGCUUUUGGGUUUGAGUUCCCGGGACAGCCACCACCCUCGGCAUUCAACAACCAGUUCCAUGGGGGAUACCCCCCGCUACCGCAACAGUGGCAAGGGAUGUCACCCUCGUGGUUUCCCCAGCAGAUGGUGCAACCCCCUCCAGAGCAACAGGGUGGAGAUCAAGGGGUUUCUUUGAGCAACACUGGUCAAGGUUCUAGUAGAUCUGGGAUCUCUGUGCCAGGGAAUCAGAAAAAUCAGAGCAAGCAACAAAGGAAGAAGCAAGAUAGCAAAGUGGUAGUUAACAACAAUGCCACCUCUCUCAUGUCUUAUGUGAAUGUGAUUUGUGGUGGUUGUGGAGAGUCAGGUCAUGACAAAGAGAAGUGCUCCAAGACCACAACAUGUUUCAUCUGCAAGAUGGCUACACAUCAGGAACACAACUGUCCAGUUAGGAAGAAACCUAAUCUAGCUACCACGUACUUUGGGAGUGCAGCUCCUCGAUUAGGCUUCUACCAUGUGGAUAUGUCAGACGUUAACCUACAACACUCUGGGAGACUUAAGAAUGGAGGGAUUGUUUUGGUAGAAUUUGGGGAGAUCAGCAAAAAGGACCUAUCAACUAAAUUCUCAGAGAUAUACAAAACUAACUGGCCAUGGCAGAUUAAUGCUCUGGAUGAUUGGACCAUAUUAGUGAAGUUCCGCCCUGAAAUUCCUGUAGAAUCAGUUGCCAGUUACCCUUGCUUUGACCUUCACAAGGGCAAUGUUGAGGCUUGGAAAGGGAAUAUUGACGACUCUACGUCAAAACAGUUGGUCUGGAUAAAAAUUAGGAAGAUAAACCCAAGAUGGUGUGAAUGGUCUAUUCUUGACCAAAUUACUUCUGUCUUUGGCACCAUAGUGGAUGCGGAUUGGAAAUUCAACUUCAAAAUCUUCUAUGAGGUUGUGGGAGUUAAGUUGUCCUGUAAAGAUGGUAGCAAGAUCCCCAAGGAAAGAAUCUAUGGAAUAAAUGGAGAGUUCUACAAAAUGCUUAUUGCGGUGGAACAAAUCACAAAGCAAAGGGCUGAAACUGGGACUGAUAACAAUGAUACAAUUAGCCAAGGAGGGCAGGACACACAAUCUGAGACUGAGACCUCACCGAGGACUGAAGACAAUAGGUCAAACAAAAGCACUAGGUCUGAUCUGGGGAGAGGGGGUGGUUCGGACCCUACUUUGGAAAAACAGGCAGUGCUUGCCUUUUUGCAGCAAAUGCCAGAAGUCUGCCCAUAUGAAGGGGUGGAACAUCCAUCACUACUCAAUAUUCAGAUCUCUCCAUCCAUCCAGGCCUCAAGGAGAUCCAAGAUUGAUAAGAUAGUGGCAGAAUAUAUGUCUGAUGACCAAUGCUACUCUAUCCUUAGUGAAAUGGAGAUGGCUGACUUGCAUCAAGAGAUGGAGGAGGUUGGUGACACCCAGGAGCAAGAUGUUGUAGCAUCAGUAGAGCCUCUAAGUGACACUUAUGAGGCUGACUUUCCUCUACUAUCCAAGACAGUUGCUAACAAGCAACAGAAAUAGAAGUGGAGGCCAGUUCAAGCUACCAGGCACAACUCAAGGGUGGAACCCUUUGGCAAAACUAUGGUGGAGAAAUCACAAGAAUUCAAGCAAGUGAAAUAUUUGGAAAGUGCAAAAAUUGGUUAUUGGCAAGAUUCAUAGGCUGGUCAAGAUUUGGGCGAUCUUGUCGACAAAUCAAGGGAAGAAAAGUCUGGAGGACUUUGCAACCUUCCUGGAGGUGAAAAUGAGGACUCCAUUGGCCAUCAGAAGUGGCUGAGCUAGGACAAACUGAAGAUCACGAAUGCAGAACAAGUGAACCAUGACUCCCCCUACUCCUUGCAAGAUGGUUGCAGGAAGUGUGGUGGUCAGCCCGGCCUCGGUGCUGGACCCCAAGUGAUCUCCGCAGCCUUCAACAGCUAUGCCGAUGAAGUUCAGGAGGGAUUUCUGUGAGCUCGACAUGUUUGGCCCCUGAAGCUAUCCAGCUCCCCCUUAGCCCCAGUUUUGUUAAGGAUGAAAAAGAUCUAUAAUAAACUAUAAUUCCCUUAGUUUCUCCUCCUCUUAGUUGCUGCUUGAUAGCUCUAUGAGCAUCUAGUUGGAAAAAUUGCAGUUUAUUUUUGCA